UAAAUGAAUUUCCCUUUGCCUGAAAAUAGAAUUGCUAAUUAUGCCAAAGUUUCAACUUUUCUACCACAUCUUGUAUGUUAGUGUUGCAAAUCACUUUCUCUACAACAAUUGAUAUGUCUUAAAUGUCAUGAAAACUUUUGCUUUAAAUGCAUACCUUAUGCGGAUGAUCAGAUUCCUGAACCAAUAGAAAUAACUGUUCAAACCAUUCUGAUCAAUAAGAAUACAAAAUAUGUUUAGGAUAUUAAUUAUAGAGGCUUCUGUCCUAAUUGUGAAGUUCUGACAGUCUUAACAUCUUAACUACCAAAAAUGUUUCAUAAAUUAUACACUAGUGUCAAAUUUUCAUGUCAAAAUAGAGUCAACGGAUGUCCUGAAGAACUUUGCUAUCCUGAUUUGAGGAUACAUGAAUAGAAAUGUGGAUUUAAUACAAUCACUUGUCCAAAGUAAGAAUGUGGCUAACAGACAUACAAAAAAGAUUUUAUAACUCAUGUCUCCAUAUGCAAUCCAACAACAGAGUGUAUUUGUGGUUCCACUAAUCAACAUGAUCAAUAAAAAUGUCUAAGAUUACAAUGUGAAACUCUUAAAAGUUAACUCAAUACUUAAACUAAAGAAUUACAACUACUAAAAGAUGUAUAAACUACACUCUCCUACUCCAGUCCCCAAAAAUAACUUAAUAGAGUAAUAAUCAAUCAAUCACCUUAUGUGGCUACAUCCCCUUUCUCAUUAUAAGGUUUACUACAAUAAUCGGCUCAAAUAUUAAAUGAUGGAUGAUCUUAUAUAUAUAUUAAAUAAC
Molecule: messenger RNA, 790 nt
Organism: Paramecium primaurelia
Lineage: Eukaryota; Ciliophora; Oligohymenophorea; Peniculida; Parameciidae
Source: the annotation of a GenBank genome assembly